Coniosporium apollinis CBS 100218 is the source of this 1221-nucleotide messenger RNA. RefSeq lists its product as uncharacterized. The coding region runs from base 1 to 1221 and encodes 406 amino acids. The record is from RefSeq and is a predicted model, not a curated record. The transcript has 3 exons. NCBI's taxonomy places the organism in Eukaryota, Fungi, Ascomycota, Dothideomycetes.
AUGCAGUCCACCAAGAAGCGGCCGCCUGUAACAGGCGGGGAGAACGCAUCGACAAACGAAGAUAACGAGCACAAGGUAACCGGACACACUGCAACAGCGCUCUCAUCCCCGCAUCCCUCCAAUCCACCCCGGACUCUUAGCCACAAGAUUGACUUCCGCCUUAUACAGCUUCUGCUCACCAGAUUUCAGCAUGAUCCCUUCGAACCAGAAGAUGAGGUACUAGGAACAUCGAUCGGCACAACCACGAAUGCAUCACCGCUUCAAGACAAGCAGUCAGAACAGAGACAGAGCAGAGGCCGGGAUCUGGAUCCCUUGACAUCUGAACCUGCAUCCCCUACUGCGCAACUGACAAGUCCAGCACCAAGCCACUGCGAGGCGGAUACAGCUACACUUGCCUCAGUCGAUGAUGCUGGUGGCGUCGAAAAGUCUAAGCUUACCGAUUACCUCACUUAUAAAGGGGACGCUGCGACCCGUGAAAUUGGAGAGCGUCAGGCAUGCAAAGCUGACAACAAGUUGCAAACUCCUGAGAGUCCGGGUCUCUCCCAGGCUAUCAAGACUACACAUACCCAACGUACCAGUACACCGCGCACCAGCAGGAAGAAGCCCCGGCUUUCAAUAACCGUGGACACGCAAUUCCCCAGAGUCGAUUUCAUCCGCUCAUCCGCGCCAUCUCCGCCACAACACAGCCCCAAUACCACGUCUCGCCCGAACAACGAUCCCACCAACACCACUAACAAUCAGAGCAAUGAAGCGCCUCCGUCGCCCCCUUCGCUCCAGCAACCCGCUCCCACCACUCCCAGCGCCGCGCCUCUGCCCACCACCCCCACUACUCCCAUUGCCAAACCCGUCGCCACAUCACCACACACGCCCACCCGCCCGAUUCCUCUCUACGGCCCCGACGGCAUAACCCCGCCACCAACACAAAACAGCCGCUACCUGCGCACUUUGCGGGACUCGGACGCCAAGGCAUGCGUUCUCGAAGCUAGCUUUGCGCUACAAGGGGUGGUCCGCCAUGGAGAUACGGUUGCUUGCUCGCAUUCGCCGCCUUGCGAGGGAUGUGAGGGAGUGACUAGGAGGCGUUGGGGACAGCCGGGGAAUGAGGGGGAAGCUGAGGAUGAGGAAGGAGGCGAGCUGGUGGGGAAAGGGCAUGAGCGUAAGGACUCGGCCAAUUGCGGCGAAGGAGAUGGGGUUGGGGGCACUGGCUGGUGGUAUAAGGAGUGA